AGUGACAACGGGAGUGGAGCCCGGCGAGCCAGUGGCUUUCGGGGCUGAUGGAAGUGGAGAGGGGGCUGGAGAGGGCACCCUACUGUAUCCAGAAUGCUGCAAGGCUACAGCUCCGUGUUCCAGGCCUUGCUGGGGACCUUCUUUACCUGGGCAAUGACUGCUGCCGGAGCAGCUCUUGUGUUCGUAUUCUCCAGUGGGCAGAGGCGGAUCUUAGACGGAAGUCUGGGCUUUGCUGCAGGGGUCAUGUUAGCGGCUUCCUAUUGGUCCCUGCUAGCACCAGCGGUUGAGAUGGCCACGUCCUCAGGGGGCUUCGGUGCCUUUGCCUUCUUCCCUGUGGCUGUUGGCUUCACUCUGGGGGCUGCUUUCGUCUACCUGGCUGAUCUCCUGAUGCCGCACUUGGGUGCUGCGGAAGAUCCCCAGACGGCCCUGGCCCUGAACUUGGACCCUGCACUGAUGAAGAAGUCUGAUCCCGAGGGCCCUGCCACACUGCUCUUCCCCGAGAGGGAACUUUCCAUCCGGAUAGGUAGCGUUGGGCUUCUUUCAGACAAGAAUGAGAACGGCGAGAUAUACCAGAGGAAGAAGGUGGCAGUCACUGGCCUCCCAGAGGGUACUGCCCCCUCAGGGGCUGUGCAAGGGAACUCCGGGCAGCCUGGGGUGAGCAGCUGGAGGAGGAUCGCUCUGCUUAUCCUGGCCAUCACUAUACACAACAUUCCAGUCAAGAGCCGAGUUCGUUGUUGCUAUGAUAUAGAGGCCCGAGGGCUGCUGUUUGUGUCUCUGGGACAGCACAGCGCCUGA
Microtus ochrogaster (prairie vole) is the source of this 795-nucleotide messenger RNA. RefSeq names its product solute carrier family 39 member 11 (gene Slc39a11). Gene Ontology annotation, molecular function: zinc ion transmembrane transporter activity. Gene Ontology annotation, biological process: zinc ion transmembrane transport. The record is from RefSeq and is a predicted model, not a curated record. Bases 94 to 795 code for a protein of 233 amino acids. NCBI's taxonomy places the organism in Eukaryota, Metazoa, Chordata, Mammalia, Rodentia, Cricetidae. The transcript has 7 exons. Gene Ontology annotation, cellular component: membrane.